CGCGCAGCCUUUGUUCGGCUGCAGCCACUGCCGCAGGGCAGCGGAAGUUUGAGCGUCGCGGAGCGCGCGAGCGGAGACUCCUCCGUGGGAGCUGCCUCACAGCCGGAGUCGCCGUCAUGACCCUGGAGAAUAAAGUGAAGAAGAUGGGCUUGGGCCAUGAGGAAGGAUUUGGUGCCCCCUGCUUAAAAUGCAAGGAGAAGUGUCAAGGAUUUGAGCUUCAUUACUGGAGGAAAAUAUGCCGCAACUGCAAAUGUGGCCAGGAGGAGCAUGAUAUCCCUUCAAGCAGUGAGGAAGAUAGGAAAGUGGGUAAACUCUUUGAAGAUACAAAAUACACAACUCUCAUUGCAAAGCUGAAGAAUGAUGGCAAUCCCUUGUAUAAACGCAAUGUAAUGAUAAUGACCAGCCCAGUGCCAGCCAAGAAGAACAUAACCAUCGAUACUGUGACUUAUGAGUGGGCUCCUCCUGUUCAGAAUCAGACCCUUGCUAAGCAGUACAUGCAGAUGUUACCCAAGGAGAAGCAGCCUGUGGCUGGCUCGGAAGGCGCACAGUACAGGAAGAAGCAGUUGGCAAAGCAGCUGCCUGCUCACGAUCAGGACCCUUCAAAGUGCCACGAGCUUUCCCCCAGUGAAGUGAGGCAUAUGGAACAAUUCGUGAAGAAGUACAAAAGAGAGGCACUUGGUGUAGGAGAUGUCAAGCUCCCUGGUGAUGCCGAAGUGAGAGCUCCUGAUGUGAAUAACUUGAAAAAUGGUGGUGGCAGAGGUACCUCAUCUGCUGUUGGAGCAAUGGAGAAGUUCCCAAAUCAGAAAGCAUCUCAAUAUUCCUGCUAUCACUGCAAAAUGAACAUGAAGGAAGGUGACCCAGCUGUCUAUGCAGAACGUGCUGGAUAUGACAAAUUGUGGCAUCCAGGUUGUUUCGUCUGUUGCACCUGCGGUGAACUUCUAGUGGACAUGAUCUAUUUCUGGAAGAAUGGUAACCUGUAUUGUGGAAGACAUUAUUGUGAUAGUGAAAGACCCCGCUGUGCUGGAUGUGAUGAGCUAAUAUUCAGCAAUGAAUAUACUCUAGCAGAAGGGCAAAACUGGCAUCUGAAACACUUCUGCUGUUUUGACUGUGAUUGUGUUCUGGCUGGGAUAACCUAUAUAACAGUGAAUGACAAGCCAGUCUGCAAAUCCUGCUACAUGAAGAACCAUGCUGUGACCUGCCAAGGCUGUCACAAUGCCAUAGAUCCCGAGGUUCAGCGUGUAACCUACAACAACUACAACUGGCAUGCUAAGCGGGAAUGCUUCUUGUGCUCCUGUUGCAGCAAGUGUCUCAUUGGCCAGAAGUUCAUAUCUGUGGAAGGGAUGCUUUUCUGCUCAGUGGGAUGUAAGGAAAAGAUGAUGUCCUAAAAGAAGACAUGCACAAAACUAAUCAAGUAUUGCUGUGUUCCAAAGGCUCUUGCAUUUCUACUGUAAAAUAUAUAGUGUCAGGGCAUUUAAAAUUAUUGAAAGUAUUAAAUAGCAUUUCCCAAAGAUUUUUUUUAAAUGUCUGAAGCUUCCUAUUUAAUCCUCAUUUCUUAGCUAUAAUAAUAUUUUCUCUUUUGGAAUACUGUUUCUGUGUCUUACUUCAAAUUACUUCAUAGCACAGAAAAGUAAGAAAAAAUGUGUUACAAACUCUGUACAUUCUAAGGGAGCUCUUCACUGUGAAGAAUCUUUCUGCUGUAUCUUGUCUAAUGGAACAAGAAAAUGUGAAAAUGCUCCAAUUUAUCUUGUUUUGUAUGAUAAAUGUAACACUUCCACCUCUGGUUUCACUAAUUUAUCAUUUUUAUAGUUUUUCUGCUUUCAUCAAGCACUUUAGACAAAAUGAUCAGUUUUACUGCCAUGUGCAGAUUUGUUUUCCUGACUUCAAGUAUGCAGGGAGAAUGACACUUAAAAAUUUUGCCUUUAAUAAUUUCUUUGGUUUUGACACAUGGGUUCUUGGGGAAUAGUGACUUCUCAUGUCUAGUUUUGAAAGUAACUCCACCAGUAGAAAAAUGUUGCCUCAUGUUUCUUUUUUGCAACUGUUCAUGCCUGGAAAAGCUUUAAUUUUACAGAUACUAAAGUUAUGUUAUAGAUUGGGCAUGGGGUGUGUUGGUGUUAAAAAAUAAGAGCAGGUCUUGCUUAGAUUAAACAAAAAAUGGCCAGAAGUAGUGGGUGUCACUUUUAGCCUUUCAGAACUGGCUUCUGUUUUAUAUCAUGAAUGUUCCUUUCCUAAGCUGUGCCUUCUAUCAAGAGGAUGUGGCACAUAGUACUGUAUGCAUUUCCAAGAAUGUAUUUCUGCAAAUGGAUCCUGCUUUUGAUUUCUAAGUUCUAACCAAAGCAUGAAGAAGUCUUUCCCAGAAAACUUCCAGUAUUUGAGUGAAAAAAUUCACAGCUGUGUGUUAGCUUUGCUUACUAGAUAAACCAAAUGUGUAGCUCAUUCUUUUAUUUAAUAAUUCUAGCCCUACAGUGAAGCUUCUUAGAUAUCUCUGUGCCAAACACUGAAUGGGGAGUCUUUGGCCUAAAAAAAUAAUAAAAUAAUUAAUUUUUAAAGAAAGUCUAUGCAAGUCUUAAGUUCAGUUCUUGUCAGUUUUAUGGUGAUUGUAUUGUAACACCUAUAAAUAAAAUUAGUGGUUUUCACUUUAAAUUGUCUACUAAUUCUGUUCUUGUUUAGUCCCCUUCAGAGGAGGCGAGGAGGAAGGGAAAUGUUCCCUUACUUUAGCUUGGACAUUAUUUCCUAAAAACUGAAGACUUGUAUUAUUGUACAGUAGUUACUAUCUUGUGUAACAUUGUUAUUGUGCAGAAUAGUAGGUCUAGUUCCAACAAAUACACAACUUCAGAACUUAGUGUUAUUUUUUGUUCACAUAAACUAUUUUGGGACUUUGGAUGGGAAGUUUUGAAUUCAUACAAGUGAGGUAAUGUGUUGAGAAAAUGUGUGCAUUGUGAUCCUUUGGGUCCUGUGUAAAUAAGACCCACUGAGAUACAUUGGGAUUUUUAUAUGUUGUCUUAAGUUGUAAACUUUACAUCCAUGUUCUUGAAGCCUGUACAGCUUUUCUCAGAGAUCCUCAGGAAUUUCAAAAAGUAUAUGUAUUUUAGCUUAUAUCAAUAACCUGUAUUGUUGCCAGAUUGGCAGGUUUAAACCAAGAAUGUCUCAGUAAGAUAAGGUUUUUCCAUGUAAGUGCUACUUAACCUGCACUAGGUUAUGUACUUAAACCUGUACAGGAAAUGCUGUGAGAAUGGUGUCUGGGGGAGGGAUAAGGUCUUAUUUAAUGAAUAUCCAUAAGGUACUUAAUAGUGACUGGUUUUAUGUGUCUUGAGUACAUCUGUCCUCAGCCACUCACUAACAUCUCUUCUAAAAGAUACAGCUGACUUUUAUGAAGAACAAUGGAAAGAUCUUUGCACCUUUCUUUGCCCUUCCCUUGCCACACUAACAGCUUUGUCAUUAGUGUGAUUACUUGAACUGAUAGCAGUCAUACUUUUCACUUUAAAUCUUGUUUUGAACAGUUUUGUUUAUUAAAAUUUAUUACUGUAUAACCUUCAUUUACAAAGCUGAGCUGGAAAUACUCAGGAGUUACUUAUUCCAUCAAGACACAAUUGCUAAGGAAAUUUAUGUCAAACCAAACAAUUUCAAUAGUCCAUCAACUAGGACUAACUUUUUCCAGGCCUCUUCUGAAGCAUGUUGUCUUGCUGGUUUUAGCUGGGACUCUUCUUGAGUAUCUUCUCUUGCCUGCUUGAUCCCUCUGGCUCUCCUCCCUGGAACCUGAUGCAUCUGGGUGUUUCUUCUAUGGGGUAUCCAAAGGUUAAUUCCAGUUCAUGCAGUAGCUGGAAAGGAUCAUAUCUUAAGAACGUCAGGUGUGUAACAUACAGGUGAUACGGAGAGUAGAGAUACUGCUGUGUGAUUUCACAAUAGGUCACAGAUGAUUAGGAGUGCUGAGCUCUUCUUGUAAUGAGCUAGGAAGGAAUUUAUGUUCCUGCAGAUAAUGCUUUUUUGUGUUAGCUGAAAGAUGUGUCAACAUACUGGAGCUCAAAAACAAGAUUAGGGGAUUUCAUUCUGUCACUGUCAUAAUAAAAAUAUUGGCAGUAAAGUGUUGGGAUUUUUUCUCUUGCAUUUUUUAGCUAUUUUAUUAGAAGUCCCUUUGGGCCUAUUUAUCUUAAUAAGCUAAGAAUAGAAGCUGGAAGCUUUUGCAUACUUCAGUAAUAAAAAUAUAUACUUUCCAGAUGAAAUUUUGACCUCUUUUGAAUGUUGAAGUUCUUUGUUGAAGAUUAGAACUUUGUUGGUAUAAGGUCAUAAGCAGUCAUUUUAACAGCUCAAUCUUUUUAUUUAAGGAAGAGAUACUCUGUGGAUCUGUAAAACUGAGGCUAGCAAAAGCUUUGCAAAAACUUUGAAAGAACAAAGCUAAGGAAAUGCAUCUUUGAAUUAGUAACAUAUUUGUACAUGGU
Molecule: messenger RNA, 4433 nt
Organism: Serinus canaria (Common canary)
Lineage: Eukaryota; Metazoa; Chordata; Aves; Passeriformes; Fringillidae
Gene: TES
Product: testin LIM domain protein
Exons: 7
Coding region: 117-1385 (422 amino acids)
Molecular function (GO): zinc ion binding
Source: RefSeq, a predicted model, not a curated record